This is a messenger RNA of Fusarium oxysporum Fo47, 2109 nucleotides long. RefSeq names its product nucleic acid/nucleotide deaminase domain-containing protein. The coding region runs from base 1 to 2109 and encodes 702 amino acids. NCBI's taxonomy places the organism in Eukaryota, Fungi, Ascomycota, Sordariomycetes, Hypocreales, Nectriaceae. The record is from RefSeq and is a predicted model, not a curated record. The transcript is spliced from 2 exons.
AUGCCAGUGACUAACACCGAGAUCGAAUGUGCUCGAAACAUCGCCCUUCUUUACUACCUUGGUAGAAUUGGUUGCAAGCCCCAAAAGAACAGUAUCCAAGACUGUGAACCUAUACGCAAAGCAGACAUCAACAGGGCACUGUCUUUGCAGGAUGAGAAGUUACUCACGUCAACACUGGCGUUUCUUUCGAGUAUUCGAGAUGAUGCUAUGAGCGUCACAGCAGUCUGCGUAGAAGAGAAGAAAUCUAGUGUUGUGGUGAUGGUUGCAGCCAAUGCAAAAGAUAGUCAUAACUCAUCAUCGUAUCUUGACGCUGUCAAGGAAGGGUUUGAUAAGAUAUUCAGAUCACUCAAUCGGGAGACUCCAGUAUCUUCUGAGAGCCUUCAUUGUCGGAUUAUCAGUAUCGUCAUCUCUAUGUGUCGAAGCCGAAUAAUGAGCAGAGCGAGAUUCAUCAGGCGCGGCCAAAGACAAGGCUUUGAUACCAUAUUAAAGAAAGUCAAGAAAGAAAUGGCUCGAUUCACAAUGAAUGACGAUAAGAGGGAGUAUAUGAGACUGAGCCAAGUGCUUAUUUCCAGAAUAGAUGCUUUUCAAAUCAAGUUGGCACAAGGUCCAUCCAACACAUCAGCAUUGGACAAGAAGCUGGAGUUGAUUAUCAACACCUUUGCCGAUAUAUCGAGAAUAUCAAGUCUUUCAACAAUGCUACUCGAAGAUAUUGGACCGAGGAUGGAACCGGACUUGUGCAGUGGCUUAUUGAACACCAUUCAUAAGUUGGCGCACUAUAAAACCUGUGCCUGGACCCUUGUGAAGCUUUCGAGGAGGUAUUCGAUACUUGGACGUACUUCUACUAUUGCCGUCAGACUUGACGACACAGCAUUCGGGAAGCCACCAGCAGAAACUGUGGGUUUUAAGUUGGAAGAGCAUUUGAAGAAGCUUAAAAAGGAGUAUAACACCAACUGGGACUUGGACAACUUCGGCCAAAGACUGGCAACGAAUACGAAAAAGUUCUGGGAGGACUUUUUGAGAGUCACGAAUGAGCCAAAGAUUCACGCUGAAAUUCAACUUAUGUGGCACCUUGAGCGCCACCCAAGCUCGAAGCCUCCCCGAGUUCUCGCCUCCAACAAAGAUGCGUGUUUCCUAUGUAACGCCUUUAUAUCGUUCCAUGGAAAGUACAUGAUACCCAAAACACACGGGAGAAUCUAUCCUGGAUGGAGACUACCAUCGACUGGGCUCAAUGAGACUAGGAGACUAUUUGUCAGAGAACUUGAACGCAUUGCUGUGGAAAGACUCAACGUGGUAAAUCAACAGGGGUUUGAGAAGAACAUUGACCCUUUGGAGAGCACAAUAUCGUUAGUUGCUACUUCUACAGCCUCUCUGAACAGAUCUAGGGAAACGAAAGAUAUGCAACCAGCAAUGACGCUUACCAAUACUGGGAUAAACAACGAGGUUUUAGAUACGAUAGAUGAGAAACGGCCUGCGAUAUGUAUGCUGCCACCAACGAAACCAGGACAAUCUAAAGCUGGAGUCAAGACAAAGACAAAGAGCCUGGACGUUGAGAGCACCGAAGUCUCCUUAAUACCUAGAAACUCCCCAAUAAGUUCGCAGGAGACCAUGGUUCUGACGCAGAAACCGGCCAAUGAAACUGAAAAAAUCCAAAAACAAGCCCGUAUUUCAGUUGGAGAGCCAAAUGAUAUCGCGUCCGAGGAGACCGAGUAUGAGCCGAACAAGAUCACAAGUCCAGAGACAUAUCAAACACGCCAGUCAAGCAAUUAUUUUCCAGAACCGAAGCGUUCCGAUCACAAGUCAAGCGAUAGUCCGACGGCGUGGGAACAAGUAAAAAAGGAUUCAACGAAAAGAAUAAGGCUCAACUCAUUCAACCUUUACAUCGAGUACACAUCCUCAGAUCCAAACACAUCGAAAGUUCUCAAGAUCAAGACGAAGAGAUUGUCAGUUGAGGAAGCAGAAACAGCUAUAGAUGGGAGUGAUCAUGUUUAUGACUUGGAUAGUCUGUCAACACUGGGUUGUGACCUUGGAAAUUGUCAACAAGUCAAGAUGAAGGUUAAAGGGGAGGUUUAUAUAGUAGAUCUUGGCGCUUUUGUUUGUCACGAUGAAUAA